Anthonomus grandis grandis is the source of this 2798-nucleotide messenger RNA. RefSeq names its product UNC93-like protein. The transcript is spliced from 12 exons. Lineage: Eukaryota; Metazoa; Arthropoda; Insecta; Coleoptera; Curculionidae. The record is from RefSeq and is a predicted model, not a curated record. Gene Ontology annotation, biological process: regulation of muscle contraction; regulation of potassium ion transport. Gene Ontology annotation, molecular function: potassium channel regulator activity. Gene Ontology annotation, cellular component: striated muscle dense body; plasma membrane. The coding region runs from base 183 to 2012 and encodes 609 amino acids.
AAUCGGUGGUACGUUCACUCACACGCAUCGGUUUUUUCAGACAGAGCUUUAUAGCGGUGUGCCCUUUUCAUUUUAUAGAGUGCUGCUCUUCUCGGCGCUAAAUUUCAUGCAUUUAAGCAGAACGCUCCGAAGGAAAAAACAGCGACGUGUCAAGUUUCGAUUUUUGGAAAUAUUUUGCGAAGAUGAGUCAGGAAAAGGCGGCGGUUGACGACCACCACCACCACCACAAAAAGAAGUUUUCGAUCGAGAUUCCGGAAAUUUUAAAACCGAUCGAACGGAACUACUCGGUGCGCAGUUUCCUGUAUUGGAACAUCGUCGACGAUGCGAUAGAGGAGGGUGAGAACCGCGGUGCAGAGAUGACCGCGGGGCUCGACGCCAACAGCGCCACCACCAACGGCGCGGCCGGCAAGAAAAACGACGAUGGGGUGUUCACCGUGUCAGUUACCGGAGCAUAUGAAAAUGAAGGAUUCAAGGGUGACGGCACCGGAAAUGCCCCUCACAAGCCCCCCAGGGAGCUCACCGACGAGGAGGCCUCCCAGCAGGGCAAAUUCAAAAUGUCCACCAAAGAAAAAUGGCGGAUAUUGAAGAACGUCACUGCGAUCAGUUGCGCGUUCAUGAUUCAAUUCACUGCGUUCCAGGGAACUGCCAACUUACAGUCUAGUAUUAACGCCAAAGACGGUUUAGGAACCCUAUCACUUAGCUCGAUAUUCGCCGCACUAGUGGUCUCAUGUAUAUUCGUACCCUCAUUCCUUAUUAAAAGGCUCACAGUUAAAUGGACGCUCUGUAUAUCCAUGCUCUGUUACGCCCCUUACAUCGCCUCGCAGUUCUACCCCAAGUUCUACACCCUGAUACCUUGCGGGAUCAUCGUGGGCAUCGGCGCUGCGCCCAUGUGGGCGUCCAAGGCCACCUAUUUGACCCAAGUGGCGGGCGUCUAUGCCAAAUUGACGGAUCAGGCGGUGGACGCCAUCAUUGUCCGGUUCUUCGGGUUCUUCUUCUUGGCCUGGCAAACCGCCGAGCUCUGGGGAAAUUUGAUUUCUUCGCUCGUUCUGAGCAACCCUCACGGAUCAGACUCGGGACACCCGACGGACUAUAGCAAAUGCGGCGCCAACUUCUGCUCCUCGAUAAGUAACAGCGAGGGCGACGAGGGCGUGGCCAAGAACGAACUUUACACCAUCAUGGGCAUCUAUUUGGCAUGCAUCAUCGUCGCAGUCAUCCUCAUAGUCCUAUUGGUCGACCCACUGUCCAGGUAUGGUGAAAAACAACGUAGGAACAGUGCGGCGGACCUCACCGGUAUCCAACUGCUCAGCGCCACCUUUAUUCAACUGAAGAAACCUUACCAGCAGCUGCUCAUCCCGAUUACCAUCUACAUCGGCGUGGAGCAGGCCUUUAUCGCGGCCGAUUUCACGCAGUCGUACGUGUCCUGCGCUUUGGGUGUCCAGAAUGUCGGAUUCGUCAUGAUCUGUUUCGGCGUAGUGAACGCCAUCUGCAGUUUACUCUUCGGUAGCGUCAUGAAGUACGUGGGACGUGUCCCGAUUAUUAUUUUGGGCGUGUCCGUGCACGCCGGCAUCCAGAUCUUCUUGUUGUUAUGGGGUCCGCAUCCCACCAACCCCUUGCUGUUCUUUAUGGCCUCAGGGUUGUGGGGGGUGGGCGACGCCGUCUGGCAGACCCAAAUAAACGGUUUAUAUGGCGCCCUCUUCAGGCGAAACAAGGAGGCCGCCUUCUCCAACUAUCGCCUGUGGGAAUCCGUCGGUUUCGUGGUCGCCUUCGCUUACUCCACCCAGUUAUGUACUAGGGUCAAACUCUACGUCCAGUUGGCCAUUUUGCUCAUCGGUUUCCUGCUGUACUGCGCUGUUGAGAUCCACCAUAUGCGCAAGAUAAGGAGGCAAAAGGAGAAGGAAAGAAGGGCGGCCGAAUUGGCGGCCAAGCAACAGGCCGCCGCCGAACUCGAACCCGAAACCACCGACGACGAGAAGGAUGAUAUCGAUGACGAGAUUAUCGUUACGCAUUUGUAGACGGUUGAUGUUUUUUUUUUUUUAAAAGUCAUUUAAGCUGCAUUGAAAAGACGAUUUCUUCGGCUACUAACCAAGUAAGAACUUGCAGGCAUUCCAUAAAAGGCUUCUCACGUAUCUGCAGCAUGGAAUCGUCGUCUGGGACCAGUGGUCGAAGCACAAAAGCGCCGAAGUCGCCGUCAUUAUCGUAGAUAAAAAAAAAUAUGAUUUUAAUUAAACGUAGAUUCGAUGUAAUAAAAUCAGUAUUUUUCGUUUGGUAGUAUAUUAAUUUAGUUAAGUGCGGGCCUGUUAUUUUGGCUGCUAAUAUGUAAAUAUAUGUCCUUAGUAGUUAUAUGUAAGAGGAACAUACGUCCAAAAAAACAUAAAAAAAAAUAAUGGAAAUCAUGUAGUGGAUACCGCAAAAUAUAUAAGAUUUAUCACUAAGCUGUCUGUGAUGCUACAAGGAAUUUACUAAAGGUUGUCCCGUGCCAUUUUGUCCGGUAAAUAAGAAUUUCAAAACAGAACAUGGAUCCGAUAAACAGUGAUAAAAUCUCCGUUGUUAUUUAUGUAAACAUAUUUUAUUUCCUGAUUAUAAUAUUAUUAUUAUUGUUAUAUUGAUAUUAUUAUUAUUAUUGUACAUACAGAAAAAAAAAACACAUUUUAAUUGUAAGUAGCUUAAUUAAGGAUCCGCCACUCAUCAUGCAACACUGUAAAUUGAUUAUUAUUAUUAAUAUUAUUAUAAACAUUGUCAAGUAACUCAGUAUUUUUAGGGCAAUACUGUGUAAUUAAUAAAGUAAAUAUUUCGAAAAA